Molecule: messenger RNA, 837 nt
Organism: Paramuricea clavata
Lineage: Eukaryota; Metazoa; Cnidaria; Anthozoa; Malacalcyonacea; Plexauridae
Source: the annotation of a GenBank genome assembly
UUGGAAGACAAAGGUAAAGUGACUUGGGUCUCAUCUCUCACCCAUGAUACCACUGUGUUGCAUGGAGGUGAUCCACAACCAAUCACUAGCAGUACUCCACAGUUCAACCUUAGUGACAUUCGACAAGCUCAGCUUAAAGAUAAUGUUAUUGGAAAAGUUUAUUCGUUUGUCAACAGAAAACAGCGACCAACUUCCUCCCAGAGAGCAGAAGAAUCACCCGAUACUAAACUCCUACUUCACGACUGGCCAAAGCUGUUUAUUGAAAAAGACGGCGUUCUACGAAGACAGAAUAACUCACACGAUCAGAUUGUGCUUCCUAGACCAUACCAUCGAACAGUUCUACGUGAACUUCACGACAACAUGGCUUAUCUUGGAUCUGAGCGCGUCCUACCCUUGGCUCGAGAUCGGUUCUACUGGCCUAGGAUGCAGAGUGAUGUGGAACACUACGUACGGAAUAUCUGUCGCUGUGUUAAGCAAAGACCACCAAGACUGAAGACGAGAGCACCACUACAACCUGUUAUCACUACCACCCCCUUCGAGUUGGUUUCGAUCGAUUUCGUCCACCUUGAAAAGUCCAGUGGAGGGUACGAGUAUAUCCUUGUGAUUGUUGAUCACUUCACCAGGUAUGCACUAGCCUACCCGACCCGAAACAAAGCGGCAAAGACUGUGGCUGAAAACUGUACAACGACUACAUCCUUCGCUUUGGGUUCCCAGCCAAAAUCCAUCAUGAUCAAGGUGGAGAAUUCGAGAACAAACUGCUCAAAACCCUGGAAGAAUUUUGCGGCAUUGGUCAUUGUCGUACCACACCUUAUCACCCUCAAGGAAGCGGACAGGUAG